AUGGAGCCACGAAAUGUUCGCUUAGGGUUUGCAGCUGACGGUUUUAAUCCCUUUAACAACGGUAGUGGAUCCUCGACUCAUAGCACGUGGCCGGUUAUACUCACCACAUAUAAUCUGCCUCCCUGGCUAUGCAUGCGAGAGUCCACAUUCAUGUUGACCUUGUUGAUUCCUGGCCCUAAAUCACCGGGGAAAGACAUGGACGUUUUCCUUAGACCGUUAGUGGAUGAGCUUAAGCAAUUGUGGCAGACAGGUGUACGUACUAAAGACGCAGCAACAAACACAUACUUCACAAUGAAGGCGGCAUUGUUAUGGACCAUAAAUGACUUUCCAGCCCGUAGUAGCCUAUCAGGUUGGAGCGGACAAGGCUACAUGGCAUGCCCAACUUGUAACCAAGACACUCCUUCAAUACGUGUAACUGGUAAAUGUGCUUAUGUUGGUCAUCGCCGGUUCUUAGAUGCCAACCAUCCUUGGAGAACAAGUCUCGACUUUAACGGGAGACCCGAGACACGAGACCCUCCGAGACAGUUUAGCCCAGCUGACAUAGAAGCUCAACUAGGUCGUUUAAUUAAUCGUCUACCAGGCAAGCAUCCAGAUUUUGGAGGUAGGAGGAUAACCCGGUCAGAUUUCGAGUUGAACUGGUCCAAAAGAAGCAUAUUUUUUGACCUUGAGUAUUGGUCUUCUCUGCAGCUGAAACAUAACUUAGAUGUAAUGUAUAUAGAGAAAAAUGUGUGCGACAGCUUGCUCGGUACUCUUCUGAUGAACGAUAAGAGCAAAGACACGCCAAAUGCGCGGUCCGACUUGGAAAAACUAAACAUUCGGCCGUCACAAUGGCUGAAACAAUUGGGUGAUGGGUUUGGAUCUAAUAUCAGUAAGAGGGUGACAGAUAACAAUGCUAACAUUACCGGGUUGAAAUCUCAUGACUGUCAUAUCCUCAUGCAACGUUUGAUACCGAUUGGGGUUAGAGGGCUUUUGACUAAAGAUACAUCUACACCAAUAGUAGACCUUUGUAUGUUCUUUAAGCAACUUUGCUCUAGAACACUAUCGGUGGAUGAUAUGAAGAAAGCAAAGGAUGACAUUGUUACCAUCUUAUGCAAGUUAGAGAUGAUCUAUCCACCUGCGUUUUUUGACAUUAUGGUUCAUUUACUUGUGCAUUUACCUGAUGAAGCGAUUGCGGGUGGUCCAGUAGCUUUUAGAUGGAUGUAUCCAUUUGAAAGGUACAUGAAAAAACUAAAGAACUAUGUUAAAAACCCGGCAAGGCCUGAAGGUUGUAUAGCUGAAUGUUAUGUGUUUGAAGAAGCUCUAACAUUUUGUUCAAUGUACCUUAAAGAUGUUCAGACUAAGUUCAAUCGCCCAGAUAGAAACGAUGAUGUCGUUGUUGAAAAAAGAAAGUUAUGGGUGUUUGAGUCCAAAUGUCGUUAUGUUGGCGCAAGAAAGGAGAAAUAUCUAUCAUUCAUCGAAAAAAGCAAGAUGGAAUGGUUUGUCCUCGAAAACUGCGCAGAAGUUAGGGAGUACAUGAAUGAAUUCAAACAUACACAUCCCCAUGAUGAUCUUAAAACCAAAUUUCCGGGAUGGUUUCUCCAUAAGGUCCAUUCGAUGAAAACACAAAAUUCUCCAGAAUUCCACCCGGAGUUGUAUGCUCUUUCAAUUUGUGCGAAAAUGACUGCUUACACUGCUUGCAUAGUCAACGGUGUUAGGUUUAAGACACUUGAACCUGAUGCAAAAUGCGCAACGCAAAACUCUGGGGUGGAAGUGGUUGGAGAGAACGGUGUGAAAUUUUAUGGCCAAUUAGAAGAAAUUAUUGAGUUGCGUUAUACAAAUGAUUAUUCCACUGUCCUAUUUCGGUGCAAGUGGUUUGAUACUCAAAGGGGUGUAAACCAUGACAAUAAUAUCACCAGUAUAAGCACUGAACAUGAAUGGGACAAAGACGAUCAACUCAUAUUUGCUUCGCAAGCCAAACAAGUGUUCUUCAUCCAAGAAACAUCUCGAAACCAAAAAAAUAAACAUAGGUGGGUAGUCGAAAAUGUUAAUCAUCGAAGAAUUUGGGAUCGGCCAUUAAGUGAUGACCGCGUCAAUAAGGUUCAAAAUGUUGGCAAACGCUUAGAAGAUAGUGACGUUGUUGACAACAACUCUUCAUCUGACUGUCCACUUGUCAUUGACUUGACCCAAUACUUUCAAAUUGGAUCUUCUCAUGUUACUGCGGGUGAGCCUUCAAUUGAAGUUGAUCCCCCAACGGCCACCGUCGAUGAAGUGUUUGAAGUCGAGACUGAUUCUGAUGAGGUCGAGGCUGAUUAUGAUGAGGAUGAUCCCGAUUAUGUGGAGUCUGACUAA
Helianthus annuus (common sunflower) is the source of this 2328-nucleotide messenger RNA. RefSeq lists its product as uncharacterized. The transcript has 4 exons. The coding region runs from base 1 to 2328 and encodes 775 amino acids. Lineage: Eukaryota; Viridiplantae; Streptophyta; Magnoliopsida; Asterales; Asteraceae. The record is from RefSeq and is a predicted model, not a curated record.